UGGUGGAAGAGCAGGGAAGGGUGAAGACCAGCAAUAUCAGGUCUACCUUUAUGAUCAUCGAACUACCGCAUCAAACAGCAAAUGAAGGAGCAAUUGAUGUUCCCCAGUAUAAGAGGCCCCAGUCAAUGCUUCUGGAUAUUCCAACCAUGCAGCCGGCAGAAUAUUCCAAAAACAGCACUGGAGUGACCUGCGUGACGUCCUUUGUCAGAGGUCUGGACUGCUGCGUGCUGAUUCGUCGGGCGGUGGUGCUGCUCCUGCUGACCGCCUGGGUCACCAUGUCGGUGGUCAAGGUGCAGCAGCUGCUCUCGGAGCCGACCUCCACCAGCACCCACUGGGAGGAGGACAACCUGCUGCCCCACCUCACCAUUUGUCCGGCAGCUACCAUCAACACCACCGUCGCCACAAUCAUGAACAAAGGCACCGAAAAACAAAAAAGUGCACUGCUUGGCAACAAAACGCUGCUGGAGUUUUUCUGGACGGCGGGACUGAAGUUAGACGACAUGCUGCACAACGUCGUGCCUACAGAUUCUCCCGGAGAAUAUCGAGAUUUCUUCGGAACUUCGUGGAAGGCAUCGGUUCACUAUUUAUCAGGUGGGCUUUGCGCGACAGCGAAGCUUUCUUCGAAAUCAGAUCAACUGUGGUCGUUUAUAUUUUUGAAAAUGCGGCCAGAGUUUAUGUCGCAAGGGAAGGCUUUCGAGUUUUUAUUACACGAGCCGGACACAUUCUGGGGAGAGCCACUACCGCUCGCUCAAACAUAUGUCAUCAUGAACGACACACGUUUUGCGAGCAUUGUUAUAACGACCUACCGACAAGUGCGCCCCAGUCUGCGCCGCUCUCCGUGUGUGACAGAUCCCGACUACAACCAGGCUACCUGCAAACGACACUGCUUCUUCGCUGAUAUGAACUGCACUCUGGAGCGUAUUCACAACUCCGAGAAGAGGCUGUGCCUGGCAGCCGACUUUGGAUACUUUAAGGCCUACAGACUUUUCAAGGGACUUCUCACCGCAUCGGAAAGCAACUGCAGCUGCCCUGUAUCCUGCGUCCGGGACAGGUACACUAUAUCUGCUCGGCCAGGCCAGGCACUGUUCAACAGCGACGUGGAGCUGCACAUUCAGCCAGCGGGCAUUCGGAAGGUACUGGAGACAUCCAUUUCAUAUACCAUAACCGACCUGAUGGCCGAUAUCGGCGGCUUUCUGGGUUUGUUUCUCGGCUGGUCCUUGCUGACAUUGUGCGAGCUUGCACAGGAUGGAGCGGGAUGGGUGAAGGCCAGGUGCAGACGACAACCGAAACCCUCAAAAUGGGCACAUCAUGUCUUGAGCAUCCUUUUAUGAAAACGCAAACAACCUACAUAAAACGUUGGUAUGGCAGUAGCUUCAGAUGCAGUGGUAAGGGGGGGUGACAGACGGAUCAAGGUCAUCCAUGGUCGGUGCUCGGCAGGUUGGUUGAGAUGACCAAUCCACAGCCACCUUAUGAAUUUCCAAAAAUACCCCGAAUAGUUUUCUUCCUUUAUUUCUCAACAGGACCAAGCAAACAAUCGAUCGUACAGUAUCAGUCUAACUCUAGCCCUCGCCGGCACAGGCCAUUUUGAGUCCUUCGACGGCACAAGGGGGGGGGGGUUGGUACGACCCCCCCUCGCGUUUGGCCCCUGAUCGAGCUAGAGAUUCGCAGAAAAAAACGAGCGUGUUGCCCGUCACGAGAGGAAGCCGAUGAUACCCAAUUUUAAGGUCCUAGGUCAUCGGGUGACCUUCCAGGUCAGGUCAAUGACCCGAAAACCGGGAAAAUCGGGACCUGUUAGAAAGUCGUAAAGUGUGGCUGCCAUGUGGUUUCCCGGGGUGCUGAUCACGAAUAUCGAGUUAGUUUUGAUCAUAGAUGGUCUUUAAGCAUUUAGACCAGGUCGUGUCAGGUCAGGUCAGGUCAACCGGUAGGUUGUGACGGGUAUUCGUAAUACGUGUCAACCGCCUCGGACAGCUUCGUAACAUGUUACGAAGACACCAAAACUACUUCGUAAAUGUUCAAAUGGCUGCUAAAUUCGAAUUCAGCUGCAAAAACUAGCCUAGAAACAUGUAAAACUCGAAAAAGUGAACCGAGGUCACCCGAGGUCACCAAAGGUCAAUGACCUGACCUGACCUUAAGGUGACCUUGACACUCACCCUAAUGCAUGGGAGCAACAUCAAAUCACAUGUUUGAACGUUUGAAACCACGAAAAGCUUGCAAACGCGCGGCUAAUGCGAGCCGACAUGCGCCGAACCGCGAUUUCGGCCAAACAUGGUCACAGAAAAGAGGUCACAGGUCAAAGGUCAUUGGGGUCAGGGUCAUGAAAUUUUCCGGGUAGGUGUAGAAUUGAUCAAUGCGAGGGUACUGAAAGUUUCGUUGCGAUCGGCCGCUUUGUACGUGAGUUAUUCGCGAAAAACCUUAAGGGGGGGGUUGCAUCAACCCCCCCCCCCCUGUGCCGGCGAGGGCUAGAGUAAUGCAUCGGUAAUAUUUUGAUCCUCAUCAUACCUUUAAGACAAUUAUAUACUUUAUCAUGGUCGGACUUUAGCUCCGUGGCACCGCAUGGCAAGUUAUCGCUCUGCAGUGCAUCAAAUCUUACAGGCCUAGGCCAUAGCUUCACGGUACAGCAUACCCAACAGGCUUCAGCCAUUGCUCUGCGGUACAGCAUAUUCCACAGGCGUCAGCCAUAGUUCUGCAGUACAGCAUAUCCCACAGGCGUCAGUCAUAGCUCUGCGGUACAGCAUACCCCACAGGCGUCAGCCAUAGCUGAUAGCUCUGCAGUACAGCAUACCCCACAGGCGUCAGCCCUAGCUCUGCGGUACAGUAUACCCCACGGGCGUCAGCAAUAACUGCGGUACAGCAUACCCUACAGGUGUUAAACAGAACACCACGACACAGUACUUACAUAUGAUACCUAUGUAGAUAUAGACAUACACAUGUUAUCUAUGUAUGUACUUUAUGUGCUUUAUGUACAUACUUAUGUACUAUAUGUACUAUGUACUAUGUGCAUACAUGUAGGUAUAUAGCACAAUCAUAAGCUAUAGCUCCGCGGAGGAUACAUACGGCAUAUGCCUAUAAAGGUGUCAACCAUUGUUGUACGGUGUAGCUCUUUUUAGGAUACUUCUAAGAGAUGUGGGAAAAAUGUAUCUCUAUAUGACACAAAUAUAUGACAUAUGACACAAAAAUUGAUAUAAUAUGACACAUAAAAUUGAAUUAUAAUAUGACACAAAAAUUAACAAUAAAACAUAUAGCAGCAAACACAAGCUUGUAUCUCACGAGUGCCUACUGGCCCAACGACAUCUUAGCCAUUUCUCAUUUCUUCAGUAAAAUAAUUUACAGACUUUCACCGACUAGUUAUUUGUCUAUACUUGGCCACUAGCCAGUGCACUCCACCACAGAACAGGUCAAUCGAAGAAGCUCCUAGCCAGCGCAAGGUGUCACGAAAGAUUUCGAAGAGCGAGAGCAGCGACCAGCCGAGGAACAGGCCCAUAAAGCCCCCGAGAUCGGCCAAAAAGUCGAAAAUGUUGUACGAGAUAGUCGUAGACAGCACGCUCCUGAUACCUGCCGUGUGAAUGUCCAAUUCCAUUCGGUCCCAAAAGUAUGGCUGACCGGGGCUGGUGGAUAUAGUAUAGCUGUCACGAAUACAAGGCUGGGGACAGUUACACUUUUCAGAAUAAGCUGGGAGAGAAUUGUGCACUAUUCCGUGAUAGACGAGUUUUCUGUAAUCUGCCACCGUGCAAAGUUCCAUGUCAGAUUCGUUGACUGUCUCGAAAGUACAAUUCAGUUUGUUGAAAAAGCAGCGAAGCUCGCAGUCACCUUGGUCAUAUUCAGGAUUGCCUUCACAAGGAGCCCUUUUUAAAUUGAUCCUAACCUCACGAUAUGUGGUAACCACGAUCUGGUCAUGACGAGAGUUGAUAUACUUUGAAUACACUUGUUUCCGUGGAAA
Amphibalanus amphitrite is the source of this 3937-nucleotide messenger RNA. RefSeq lists its product as uncharacterized. Gene Ontology annotation, cellular component: membrane. The transcript is spliced from 2 exons. Lineage: Eukaryota; Metazoa; Arthropoda; Thecostraca; Balanomorpha; Balanidae. The coding region runs from base 51 to 1331 and encodes 426 amino acids. Gene Ontology annotation, biological process: sodium ion transport. The record is from RefSeq and is a predicted model, not a curated record. Gene Ontology annotation, molecular function: sodium channel activity.